AACGAGAUGGCUGCUUCUUCUGUCUCGUCUACUUCAAGACGCAUCACACCCGAUAAUCAUGGCGCAUUGGUGACUCUCUUGACAUUCAUUUGGUUAAUUCUGAUGUGCCUUGUUGUUGUCGUCCAGUCGGUGAUCUUUCUUUUUUACAAGCAACGACGAAAUGCAGCGUACGCCUUGAUCUGGAUAGCCACUGUGGUUGCCAUUGCCCAGAGUGUUCUUGUCCAACUGUCUGUCGAGCAUGGGUUGGGCCAGCACAUCGUGGCUCUUUCGCCGGCGGACGUUGAGCGAUAUAGCAAGUUCCAUUACGCUUCUAAUAUUCUCUUCAUUGCGGUCCUCGCUAUUUCCAAGCUCUCCGUGGCUCUCCUGAUCCUCCAGUUGGCACCAGACAGACGAAUCCAUAUCGCCUGCUUUAUAACCCUUUCGUUGACCUUGGCGUGGACGCUGAUCUCAAUCUUCGGGCUUGCUUUUCACUGCAAACUGCCUCAGCCAUGGAUUUAUCUACCGCAUCGUUGUGCUGGUGCAGUCGAAUACCCCAUUGCCGUCUUGAACAUUCUCACCGACCUCGCGCUCAGCAUCAUCCCCUGCCUUUUGCUAUGGAAUGUUCAAGCGCUACGGGCAACGCGUUUUUGGGUUAUGUUGGCGUUUGACACACGCUUAUUGGUUGUAGGAUUGACCAUCGCAGAAAUGGUCUUUCUGCCUACAUAUCUGCAAUCUUCUGAUCCCACCUGUUCGAUAUCCCACUCUCAUCGACCCCAGCGUUGGAAAGACAUGACGCUGCUAACAUGUACAUGUCGCAGGGACCAUUCUCAUUCCUACUAUCUUCAGGGAGUUAAGAGUUGCCCUUCUCUCGAGUUUAUCACUCAGUCAAAACUUACUAACCGCCACAGAGUAAUGAUGAACAUCAGCAUCAUAGCCGCAUGUAUGCCUGCACUCUUCGCCAUCGUUUCGACCUUAAAUUCCGGUUUGAUGAAUGCGCAGUACCCCGAUCCGCUUGGCGCUCAAGGCACCGAGCUCGGCAGAGCGACCAAGGGGGCUUUAGGACAGGUCACCAAUGCCGGUUCAUCGUGCAGUGUAUCCACGGCUUCUGGUGCCAAAAGCAUGGGCAGCACUCGACGGCUGACCGAGGAUGGUCAUUCUGGGCGAGCGUUGUGGAUGUAGUACCGGGCAUUUCCUAGGGCACUGUAACGUCCAGAAUAUGCAUCACUUAUCCUGUAUCAGACCAUGUACAUCCUGCUCAUGUAGGGAAAAUUUGUUUGGAGUAGAGUAUGUGGUGGUAAUUGUUAGUACACGUGAGGUUCUGCCGUCCUAGACCGCCCUCGCUACCUAUCUCACGGCACAGGCAGGCCUACCUAGUAAUAUGACCAUACAUGCGCCUAUCC
Messenger RNA from Monascus purpureus, 1379 nucleotides. Lineage: Eukaryota; Fungi; Ascomycota; Eurotiomycetes; Eurotiales; Aspergillaceae. The record is from the annotation of a GenBank genome assembly.